Aspergillus tubingensis is the source of this 1986-nucleotide messenger RNA. Its product is annotated as transcription factor domain-containing protein. Lineage: Eukaryota; Fungi; Ascomycota; Eurotiomycetes; Eurotiales; Aspergillaceae. The transcript is spliced from 9 exons. Gene Ontology annotation, biological process: DNA-templated transcription. The record is from RefSeq and is a predicted model, not a curated record. Gene Ontology annotation, molecular function: DNA binding; zinc ion binding. The coding region runs from base 1 to 1986 and encodes 661 amino acids.
AUGACAGUCACGACAAAACCAGCAGAAGCCGGGCGACGACGGCGUCUGGAACGGGAUCUGAUGGAAACCUCGACCCAAUCGGGCCACAAUGCUGGCCGUGGGGGGCGCUUCCGUUUCUAUGGCUCGGGUCUCAAACGGUGUUUUGGCCCCUUCGUCAGGAAUCCUUCCAGUAUCUAUAUAUUCCGUGCUAAGACGACAGCAUCAACCCCAGUCACUCCCGGCCCGCGCAUACUAGAUGCCAAGGCCAUGUCAGAUCCGCACUCGGCUCAGGAUGGGCCCUCAACCAAAGGAUCCCCCUCUGCCGGGACAGCAUCGAUUCUCGAUGGGAAUGAAUGGAUGCAGAAACUGGCUAAACUAUGUGGCCCCAGCGCUACCCUGCGCAACGUUGGAACUCCAAUGGCGGAAAUAGAGUCCAUGUUUGACUCUGUUUUCCCCCGAAACCCAGUCGAAACCAUUCGGGAUUUGCAGUCCGCUCAGUCCGUCAACACGGUCCAGCUAUACGGCAGCAAUGAGGACAUAUUGGAUGCAUACUACAUUUUCAUACAUCCAUACUAUCCCAUCCUUCCCCCGCCUGAUCGUUUGCCUGUUACCCACAAUCCAGUUAGGGUGGACCAUCCGGAUGAGUUCAAGCCGGCAAGUCCUCUCGCGCUAGCCAUCUCGGCGAUGGUGGCGCUGGUCCCCCAUAAAGAUGUGAAAUAUCCUGCCAGACCAGAAUAUGUCACCAUCCGAAGAGAGGUUUCACUGCGAUUUGCCGAAGCCGCGUAUGCGGUGAUUGCUCGGGAUUACCAGCCGCUACGGGCCCCCGGUGGGUUUGAAGGCUCUUUGCGGGAUUCCAUCGGUCGGCCACCGUUUCACCCCAAACUCCCUGUGUGCCUGGAAGGAGUUAUUGCACUAUCUAUCCUGUGCUUCUAUGAGUAUGGCCAGCAAGGGAAUCUGGAUAACACGGCAAGGUUAGCGAAUGAGGCUUUGGAAAUGGCCUUUAUGCUAGGACUGCAUGAGUCCCUGGAGGAAAAUGAGUAUGCCUUGGCCCGGCGCAGGUCAUGGUGGUUUGUGUAUAUGGCCGCAAGUCAUAUGGCAACGGUGACUGGCAUGCCGGCUUCGUUUGACGUGUACGAUCCUUCAUUUGUGACUCCAUAUCCAAAGGACUGGAGGCUCCGUGUUGAAGCCCAACAAGCUUUAUAUGAAGCUGGUAUCUUUGCCGUCGAACUUGACGAGGCUAUACGGCGCCGAGAGGAUGUGUCAUGGAUUCAAAAGCGGAUGUCCGAGCUUGAUACUCAGAUUACCUCACUGCUAUUCGAGUGCCGAGAUAAACUGUCGGCAUCCCAGGGCCCCCAGCCAAACUGUGUCGAAUCGGUGGCCGCAAGCGCUUUGAGAUCGUAUGCUGAGAUUAAAUUGCACAGCGCUCGGAUCAAAUUGCACCGCUACUGUGCCUUUCAAGAUGUGCCCAUGUUCUCUGAACAGCCUGGUCUGCAUCCAGUCUCGUGUGCCAACGAAAGCAUCAAUGGAGGUCGAGCAUCCAGUGAUACGACCUUGCUGCAGCGUCCCGCUUCGAUGCAACAAUUUGGCAUCCAGUUCCCCUUCUCAUCGCACACAUCCUCAGUGAUCUGUGUCCAUGCAGCCAUAAACGUUGUAACUUUAAUGGACAGUCUUCCAUUUCCUAACCCAACCAAUGAUGAUUCUCCGACCAAUUUACCGUACAUAUUCCAGAACUAUGAGGUUCCCCGAGCCAUGCCCACUUUGAUCAGUUGCGCCAUGCAGGCGGGCUAUACGAUGCUGACUCUGAGUUGCAAAACAAGGCCUUUCGUUACAAAGGUGCCGGAUUCGAACGUAGGUGAUUUUCCAUUGGCAGGACUGAGGAAUGAGUUGGAACAGAGCCUGCGAGUAGUAGCGAAGUUCCUGGCGAAUCAUGCAAUUGCCUUUGAGGCAAUUCAAGGAAUGCGAGACGAGAUGGUGGAAGCAAUAGAACGUGAAUUCAGCAAGCCUUGA